Gasterosteus aculeatus aculeatus (three-spined stickleback) is the source of this 6953-nucleotide messenger RNA. RefSeq names its product dicer 1, ribonuclease type III (gene dicer1). Gene Ontology annotation, molecular function: ribonuclease III activity; RNA binding; protein binding. Lineage: Eukaryota; Metazoa; Chordata; Actinopteri; Perciformes; Gasterosteidae. The record is from RefSeq and is a predicted model, not a curated record. Gene Ontology annotation, cellular component: cytoplasm; nucleus; RISC-loading complex. Gene Ontology annotation, biological process: pre-miRNA processing; siRNA processing; apoptotic DNA fragmentation.
UGCGGUGUCACCGCUGGUUGUCACGCAGAUUACGUAGAUCUUUUGGCGUAGCAGAGGCCCGGGUGAAAAGAAGGGGUCCCACCGCGGAACGAGUAGCUAGAGCGAGAGCGACAGCAGCGGAUAUCCUAGGAACGAUUACAAGUAGUUUUUAGGCCUGACUGUAAAUUGAAAAGCAAACAUCAGCUUAAUGUGGUGGAGCAUCAGGAGUUGAAAGAGCGUGAAAUGAUCAUGAAGCCCAGAUUAAGUGUUGUCUGCUCAUCCAGAAGGUCCCAGGUAUUACCUCCCCUCUGCCUGUAGGGUAUUAAAUCGGCCCUCUCACCUCCCCUGCCAGUGAACUGGGUGAUGAAAUGAGAUAAAGUGGACAACAGGAGCAGCCCAGUCCCCCGCCCCCCCACUGCCACCUGUUUGAAGCAUGGCAGGCCUGCAGCUUGUCACCCCUGCCACCUCACCCAUGGGGCCUUUCUUCGGGCUGCCGUGGCAGCAGGAGGCCAUCCACGACAACAUCUACACGCCUCGCAAAUAUCAGGUAGAACUUCUUGAAGCAGCUAUUGAACAUAAUACUAUCGUCUGCUUGAAUACUGGCUCAGGGAAGACCUUUAUUGCAGUACUUCUAACAAAGGAGCUCUCCCACCAAAUCCGGGGACAUUACAAUGAAAAGGCAAAGAGGACGUUUUUCCUGGUGAACACAGCUGUGUCUGUAGUUCAGCAAGCGGCUGCAGUCAGGACUCACUCUGACCUGCAAGUGGGAGAGUACACGGACGUGAAGGAGACCUCGUCAUGGACGCACCAACGCUGGAGGGAAGAAAUAAUGGAGAAUCAGGUGCUGGUCAUGACCUGCCACAUCUUCCUCCACAUUUUGAGGAAUAAAUUCUUACCUUUGUCUAAAAUCAACCUGGUGGUGUUUGAUGACUGCCACCUGGCCAUUACAGACCACCCCUACUGUGACAUCAUGAAGCUGUUUGAGGGCUGUCCGGGCAGCCCCCGCAUCCUGGGCCUCACAGCCUCCAUCCUCAACGGGAAGUGUGACCCGUCAGAACUGGAGCACAAGAUCCAGAACCUGGAGAGAAUCUUGAGGAGCAACGCUGAAACGGCCACGGACCUUGUGGUGCUGGACAGAUACGCGUCUCAGCCCAGAGAAGUGGUGCUGGACUGUGGCCCCUACACGGAUAAGAGCGGCCUCUCUUCCUGUCUGCAGGCGGAGCUGGAUGACGCUCUCUACUUCCUGAGUGACUGCAACUUCUGUGUUGGCAGAGAGGACCGCGACCCCACGUUCAUCUCCAAACAGGUCCUGGGGGACUGUCGGGCCGUGCUGCAGGUCCUGGGUCCCUGGUGUGCCGAUAAGGCAGCGGGCAUCAUGGUGCGGGAGCUCCAGAAGUACAUCAAACACGAGCAGGAGGAGCUCAGCCGCAAGUUUCUGCUCUUCACUGACACCAUCCUGAGAAAGGUGCACGCGCUCUGCGAGGAGCACUUCUCGCCGGCCUCCUUGGACCUCAAGUUCGUCACCCCCAAGGUCCUCCGGCUGCUCGAGAUCCUACACGAGUACAAGCCCUUCGAGCGGCAGCAGUUUGAAAGCGUGGAGUGGUACAACAACCGCAACCAGGACAACUACGUGUCGUGGAGCGACUCGGAGGACGAAGACGAGGACGAGGAGGUGGAGGCCAAAGAGAGGCCCGAGGCCAACUUUCCCUCGCCCUUCACCAACAUCCUGUGUGGCAUCAUCUUUGUGGAGAGGCGCUACACAGCUGUCGUCCUCAAUCGUCUGAUCAAAGAGGCGGGGAAGCAGGACCCGGAGCUGGCUUACAUCAGCAGCAACUUCAUCACGGGCCACAGCAUCGGCAAGAACCAGCCGCGCAACAAGCAGAUGGAGGUGGAGUUCAGGAAGCAGGAGGAGGUUCUCCGCAAGUUCCGGGCUCAUGAAACCAACUUGCUGAUCGCCACCAGCAUCGUGGAGGAAGGCGUGGACAUCCCCAAGUGUAACCUGGUUGUGCGGUUCGACCUGCCUGCAGAGUACAGGUCCUACGUCCAGUCCAAAGGCCGAGCCCGAGCUCCAGUCUCCAACUACAUCAUGCUGGCGGACAGUGAGAGGACCAGGACCUUCGAAGAUGACCUUACCACCUACAAGGCCAUUGAGAAGAUCUUAAGGAACAAGUGCUCCAAGACGGUGGAGGUGAGUGAGUUUGAAGUGGAGCAGGUGCUGGACGAUGACGACGUCCUUCCACCCUACGUCCUGCACUCUGAGGACGGAGGUCCUCGGGUCACCAUCAACACAGCCAUCGGACACAUCAACAGGUACUGCGCCCGGCUGCCCAGUGACCCGUUCACCCACUUAGCACCCAAGUGUAAAACUGCUGAGAGGCAGGACGAGCGCUUCCAGUCCACUCUGUACCUGCCCAUCAACUCCCCUCUGCGAGUUCCUCUGAAGGGGCCCACAAUGAGCUGCGCCCGGCUGGCAGAGAAAGCAGUCGCACUUCUAUGUUGCGAGAAGCUUCACAAAAUCGGUGAGCUGGACGAUCACCUGAUGCCGGUGGGGAAGGAGACGGUGAAGUACGAGGAGGAGCUGGACCUCCACGAUGAGGAAGAGACCAACGUUCCAGGCCGGCCCGGCUCCACCAAGAGGAGGCAGUGCUACCCCAAAGCCAUACCCGAGUGUCUGCGGGACAGCUACGCUGUGUCCCAGCAGACCUACUACCUGUACGUCAUCGGCAUGGUCCUCACCACGCCUCUCCCUGAUGAACUCAACUUCCGCAGGAGGAAGCUCUACCCACCGGAGGACACCACCAGGUGCUUCGGCAUCCUGACCGCCAAACCCAUCCCUCGGAUCCCGCACUUCCCGGUGUACACUCGCUCGGGCGAGGUGACCAUCUCCAUCGAGCUGCAGAAGUCUGGCUUUGCGCUGGACGGCGCGCAGCUGGACCUCAUCACGCGCCUGCACCAGUACGUCUUCUCCCACAUCCUGCGCCUGGAGAAGCCCGCGCUGGAGUUCAAGCCCACGCUGGCCGACUCUGCCUACUGCGUUCUGCCUCUGAACGUCGUUGGAGACUCCCACAUUCUAGACAUGGACUUCAUGUUCAUGGAGGACAUAGAGAGGUCUGAGGCCCGCACGGGCAUUCCUACCACUCAGUACACCAAGCAGAACCCCUUCACCUUCAAGCUGGAGGACUACCAGGAUGCGGUCAUCAUUCCGAGGUACCGGAACUUUGACCAGCCGCACCGCUUCUACGUCGCCGAUGUGUACACAGACCUGACGCCGCUCAGCAAGUUCCCGUCGCCAGAGUACGAGACGUUUGCCGAGUACUACAAAACAAAGUACAACCUGGACCUGUCCAACCUGAACCAGCCGCUUCUGGACGUGGACCACACCUCCUCCAGACUGAACCUGUUAACUCCUCGCCACCUGAACCAGAAGGGCAAAGCACUGCCCCUCAGCAGUGCAGAGAAGAGGAAGGCCAAGUGGGAGAGUCUGCAGAACAAGCAGAUCCUGGUUCCAGAGCUGUGUGCCAUCCACCCCAUCCCCGCCUCGCUGUGGAGGAAAGCAGUGUGUCUGCCCAGCAUCCUCUACCGCCUCCACUGCCUCCUGACCGCCGAGGAGCUCCGGGCCCAGACCGCCAGCGAAGCCGGAGUGGGAGCCCAGACACUGCCCCCCGACUUCAGGUACCCAAACCUGGACUUUGGCUGGAAGAGAUCCAUCGACAGCAAAGCGUUCAUCUCCUUAUCCGACUCCGGCAGCGAGGACGACGAGGCCGACUGUCCGUUCCAAGAGACUGAGAGCCCUGACCGCGAUCCGCUAUCCCGCCCCAGUAGUUGCAGCUCCCCCCAGCCCGAGCAGGGGCCCCAAGCGGCCCCCGGGCCCGGAGAAGCCACGUGCACGAGGAAUCUAACCAACGGCACCGCCCUAGUGACCGACAUGCAUGAGGAGCCCCUUCACCAACAUGACAACUGCCAACGCUCGCAGCUCGGCUCCCCUGGACGGGCACCAACCACUACCUCAGCUCACAGCCCUCCGCCGCCGAGUGAUGGAUGCACACCAGGGAGGACCUGGCACCACGCAUUUAAAGCUACCUCAGUCUGCAGCCCGGCAGCAACGGGUCCCGACGCCCCCGCAGCAUCUUCUCCCCGUCCGGCCGCGGCCCCGCAUCACGAGGCCCCGACCAGAGACUCCCCCAAAAGCCUGGGGCCCAACCCCGGCCUCAUCCUGCAGGCCCUCACCCUGUCCAACGCCAGCGACGGCUUCAACCUGGAGCGGCUGGAGAUGCUCGGAGACUCUUUCCUCAAGCACGCCAUCACCACGUACCUGUUCUGCACCUACCCCGAUGCCCACGAGGGCCGCCUGAGCUACAUGCGCAGCAAGAAGGUGAGCAACUGUAACCUGUACCGUCUGGGGAAGAAGAAGGGGCUCCCCAGCAGGAUGGUGGUGUCCAUCUUCGACCCCCCCGUCAACUGGCUGCCUCCUGGAUACGUGGUCAACCAGGACAGAAGCAGCCCGGACAAACUGGACUCGGAGGAGGCCCCGGAGGAGCCUGCGGCGAACGGGCAGCCUGAGAACGACUCCGACAUUGAGGAGGAAGACGCUGAGGAGCUGGACGAGGACGGUGAGCUGAUGCUGAAGGAGGAGCCAAAGGACGAAGUCAACAUGGAGGACGACUUGGAGUACUACAAGGAGCACAUCAAGUUCAUCGACAACAUGCUGCUGGGAUCCGGCGCGUUCGGUAAGAAGAUCUCGCUGAGCGGCUUCCCUCCCCCUCCCGCCCCGGCGUCGGGCUCCUCCACCGCCACGGAACCCCCCUACGAGUGGAAGGCGCCAAGGAAGCGCCACCAGCCGGCGGCGGCCCACUACGCCUCGGAGCCGGCGCCCAGCGCGGAGGAGUUUGACUACAGCUCCUGGGACGCGAUGUGCUACCUGGACCCCAGUAAGGCGGGCGAGGAGGACGACUUCGUGGUGGGCUUCUGGAACCCGUCCGAGGAGAACUGCGGCGCGGAGCUGGGCAAGCAGUCCAUCUCUUACGACUUGCACACGGAGCAGUGCAUCGCCGACAAGAGCAUUGCCGACUGCGUGGAGGCUCUGCUGGGCUGUUACCUGACCAGCUGUGGGGAGCGAGCCGCCCAGAUGUUCCUCUGCUCGCUGGGCCUCAAGGUGUUGCCGUUGGAGAGCGGGACCCCGACCGGAGCGCUGGUGCAGAGCGGUCAGACCUCCACCCGGGACCUGAGCUACGGCUGGCUGAAGAUCCCGCCCCGCUCCCUGCUGGACCACCCAGACGCAGAGCGAACCCUCAACCACCUCAUCUCCGGCUUCGAAAACUUCGAAAGGAAGAUCAACUACACCUUUCAGAACAAGGCGUACCUGCUGCAAGCCUUCACCCACGCUUCCUACCAUUACAACACCAUCACAGAUUGUUACCAGCGGCUGGAGUUCCUUGGCGAUGCAAUUCUAGACUACCUCAUAACAAAGCACCUUUAUGAAGACCCGCGGCAGCACUCUCCCGGCGUGCUGACCGACCUGCGCUCAGCACUCGUCAACAACACCAUCUUUGCUUCUCUGGCCGUCAAGUACGACUACCACAAGUACUUCAAGGCCAUCUCGCCGGAGCUUUUCCACGUCAUCGACGACUUUGUGCAGUUUCAGCUGGAGAAGAAUGAGAUGCAAGGCAUGGACUCCGAGCUGCGUCGCUCCGAAGAAGACGAGGAGAAGGAGGAGGACAUCGAGGUCCCUAAGGCCAUGGGGGACAUUUUUGAGUCGCUGGCCGGCGCUAUUUACAUGGACAGCAGCAUGUCCCUGGAGACGGUGUGGCAGGUGUAUUAUCCGAUGAUGAUGCCCCUCAUAGAGAAAUUCUCUGCCAACGUGCCCCGCUCUCCUGUGAGGGAGCUGCUGGAGAUGGAGCCGGAAACCGCCAAGUUCAGCCCCGCAGAGAGGACGUAUGACGGGAAGGUCCGGGUGACGGUGGAGGUCGUCGGGAAGGGCAAGUUCAAAGGAGUCGGCCGCAGCUACCGGAUCGCCAAGUCGGCGGCGGCGCGACGGGCGCUGCGCAGCCUCAAAGCCAAUCAACCUCAGGUCCAAACCAACUGAGCCCUCAGCAUCAGCACCGAAGCUACUGACGCCGGCGGAAGGGAGGAGAAGAGGCUGUGACGCAUCCUCAGAACUGAUCUCACAUCUUAUUUCAUUGUUUUGUUUUCUUGUUUUGCGCAAACACAAUCUCUGCUUUCCCUCUCGGCUUCGUGUAAUCACACCAGUGCUUUAUCAACGUUCUGCCAAGUGUCAGGUCACCAUGUCUCCUCCUCCUCCUCCGUUCAAUGCGAGGAGGCCCCUGCUUAUUGUGUGGAGGGCGACUGUACAUAGUUCAGUCAGAGGAGUAGGAAGAAGGAAACAACGCGCCCUUCUGUCAGGAAACGGUAUUCUUCAUCAUGUUUGCACUUAUUCCAUUAGGGUCUGUUACUUUGACAAUGUGUUGACAGCAAAAUCCUAUUCGUAGCAAAGUCUAUAAAUAUAUAUAUAUGAAACACAAGAGGUGAGUGAUCUGCUCGGCCCCUUACUGCUAAACGGAAUACCAACAUUCCCACUGACUGUAAUUUAAAGUAGUUCAUGCUCCUCUGAAGGUCCGUGCGAGUGGCGUCGGCGGUUUGGACUCGUUCUCGUGCACUAAAUGUCUCGCUGAUCGGAGGACGCAUUCCGCGUGCUACAGACUUUUCUACUCUGGACACUGGUGUUAAGGCUCAGAUUGUGUCUUGUGUCCUCAUGCCGCUGUGACACUACGAGCCGCCGUGUGUUUGGACUCAUUCUGCUUCUGGCUAAAUGUCCUUUCCCCUUCAUCCAUGAGCCCUUUUCACUUGAAUACCUCAGUUAAUUGCAUGCAUUUCCUCGUCUCUAUAUAUAUAUUCUUUUUGUUUGGUGCUAUGUUUUUGUAUUAAGCUUGAAUUUCUCAUCUUUUUUUGCACUGUAACUAUAAUACCUCUUUAUUUGA